Chenopodium quinoa (quinoa) is the source of this 3172-nucleotide messenger RNA. Its product is annotated as zinc finger CCCH domain-containing protein 24-like. The record is from RefSeq and is a predicted model, not a curated record. The transcript is spliced from 2 exons. The coding region runs from base 703 to 2790 and encodes 695 amino acids. NCBI's taxonomy places the organism in Eukaryota, Viridiplantae, Streptophyta, Magnoliopsida, Caryophyllales, Amaranthaceae. Gene Ontology annotation, molecular function: metal ion binding; protein binding.
AAUUCAGUUGAAUUUUCAAAGUGAAGUCCACUGAAUGGUCUACCGCUUUAUACGGUUACCAAAGCUAUGCCCUCAGUCACCUACCCCCUAUUACACUCACCGCUUCUUCUGGUUCCCCAUUACCCCCACUCUUCUUCCUGCAAAUUUAAACAGACUCUCCCAAUCUUUCUCUCUCUUCACCCCCUCUUUCUCUCUCUUCUUUUUCAUCUUCUCUCUGCACUCUGAAACAAAUUUUUAUGAGAGAGAAAGUGAGAGGGAAUUCAUUUAUUCAUUUGUUCAUUCAAUGAAUAAUAAUCAAAUCAAACUCAUUUUUAUUUAAUUUUUUCCCUAAAGUUCCAAUCUUUUAUUCUUCUCUAAUACGUUACUUUUUUUUAUUUAUUUUUUGUUUCCUUUUUACUGUGAUUAUUUUGAAUAAGAAGUACAAAAAUGGUGAUUAAAUUCAGUUUCUUUGAAAUGGGUUUUUCUCCAUUUUUUAUGGGGUUCGAGCUUCAGUAGAUCCAUGAAUUUGUGAUUUUGGUGGGUUUUCUUGAAUUCAGAAGAUGAAUAUUCAGUUUGCUGUUCACAAUCCAAUUAAUUCAUUUGAACUCAAGGUUGAUUGGUGAUUAUCAGAUUGAUUUUCGGGUUAUCGAAGCGUGUAUGUAGACCCUUGAAGGCUAGAGGAAGUAAGGUUGAACUUUUUUGUCAGUUAGUUUUGCUGUGAUUAUGGAUGUGAAAACGAGCAAUUCUAGUGAAAUCUUUGAGGCGAAGAUUAGUUUUUCUGAGCUGCUUGAGCUUGCAGCUGAUAAUGAUGUUGAAGGGUUUAAACAGUGUAUAGAGACGAAACCUAAUGUAAUCGACGAGAUUGGUUUAUGGUAUGGCCGGCAGUUGGGUGCUCGGGGGAUGGUAUUGGAGUACAGGACACCGUUGAUGGUUGCAUCUAUGUACGGAAGUUUGGAUGUGAUGAAGUUUAUUCUUUCUCUCUCAGAGGUGGAUGUUAAUUGUGCUUGUGGCCCUGAUAAGUGCACUGCCCUUCAUUGUGCUGCUUCUGGUGGAUCUUUAGAUGCUGUUGAUGCAGUGAAGCUGCUUGUGGCCAAUGGUGCUGAUCCGAAUCUAGUUGAUGCCAAAGGGAAUCGACCAUGUGAUGUGAUCACUGUUUCCCAGAUGCUUCCUCAGCUGCAAGUUGCCCUUGAAGAUAUGCUUAAUUGCCAUGAUUCUACUGAUCAGAAAGAUCUCCGCGAUUUAGGCAAUGGGUUGAAGGUUGCUCCUUUGGUUAUCCCUACUCUUUCGGAGAACAAAUCUAUCUCCUCUGGAUUAGAGGCUCCUUCAUCUCCUAUGUCCGCAAAGAAGGAGUACCCUGUAGACCCAUCUCUACCUGAUAUAAAGAAUAGCAUUUAUGCUACUGAUGAUUUUCGAAUGUACUCAUUUAAGAUUCGACCAUGUUCACGAGCUUAUUCCCAUGACUGGACUGAGUGCCCCUUUGUCCACCCAGGGGAGAAUGCUAGGAGAAGGGACCCCAGGAAAUUCCAUUACAGUUGUGUCCCUUGUCCUGAGUUUCGUAAGGGUACUUGUAGACGUGGUGAUAUGUGUGAAUAUGCUCAUGGUGUGUUUGAAUGCUGGCUACAUCCAGCACAAUACAGGACUAGACUGUGCAAGGAUGGCACAAGCUGUAAUCGUCGUGUUUGCUUCUUUGCACAUACCCCUGAGGAACUUCGACCUCUCUAUGCAUCAACGGGAUCUGCUGUUCCUUCACCCCGUUCAGUAGCCUCUGCAGCUGUUAUGGAUAUGGCUGCUGCCCUUAAUCUCUUUCCUGGUUCACCAUCUGCAGCAUCUGCCAUGUCACCGUCACCAUUCACACCACCACUCUCUCCAUCUGGGAAUGGGAUCUCUCACUCUGCAGGUUGGCAGCAGCAGAACAUCCCUACCUUGCAUCUUCCAGGUAGCAACAUUCAGGCCAACAAUAUCCAAAGUAGCCGUCUGAGAUCAUCUCUAAAUGCGAGAGAUAUUCCAGCUGAGGAGUUGAGUAUGCUGCAGGAUAUGGAGCAACGUCAUAUCCUUAAUGAUAUGUCUUGCUUUGCACAUGGGAAUCUCUCAGCUCGCCCAAAAUCUCUGGCUCCAUCCAACCUUGAUGAGCUUUUCUCUGCUGAGAUCUCAUCCCCUCGGUACUCUGAUCCACUUGCAGCAUCCGUGUUUUCUCCUUCACACAAGUCAGCAGUUUUUAACCACUUUCAGCAGCAGCAACAAAGCAUGUUGUCACCUAUAAAUACCAAAGUUUUUUCCCCCAAACCAGUUGAUCAUUCCCUUUUACAGCCUUCAUUUGGGCCAUCUUCACCUGGUAUGAUGUCUUCACCUCGAGGCAUCGAUCCUCAGUCUUCUUUCAAUGCUCGUUUAUCUGUACUUGCCUUGCGUGACAAACACCAGCAGAUGCGCAGUUUGAGUGCACGUGAUCUUGGUGCUAAUCUGCCUCGGGACCUCAUACCUGAGACUGGUGGGAUAUCUGGCUCUCCUGUGAAUGUGGGUUCAUGGUCUAAGUGGGAAUUUUCAACCAACGGGAGAGCUGAUUGGUCUAUCAAUGGCGACGAGUUGACUCAUUUGAAGCGAUCUUAUACAGUCGGGAAUAAUGGUGAGGAGCCUGAUCUUUCUUGGGUUCAAUCGUUGGUCAAGGAUUCACCAUCUUCCGAAAAUAAAGAGGUGCCGAGUAAUGCAGUAUCUGGUUCAAUGCUCUGUGCCGAUGGUUCAAAUUCUAACUCUCAGGAACAAUCCGUGGACCAUUCGACUCUGGGGGCAUGGCUUGAUCAGAUUGCUGCUCAGUAGUGCUUGCUUGAACUGGAAAGAGUGAAAACCCAAGUUUUCAUUUUUAUUUUCGAGAUUCAGGUCAGAAUUCAGAAGACUACAAUUAACAAUAGGAGGGAGUUGGAGGACAUUCUUCAAGAAUUUUUUUUACCAUAUAUUAUUUGAUUAUUUAUUAUUAUUACUACAGAAACUAAAAAGAAAAGAUAAAUGGGAACCUAUCUGGGCUAUUUGCAAAGUUGUUGCCCAGCUAAGGUGAUUCUUUUGGUUAUUUUUUUACAUUUAAUCAAUUAAUCAAAUAUCUAUGUAAUAUUUCUUUUGUUCAUGAAUCUUGAUAUUUUUAUUAUUCCAAAGACAAUUCGUUAUGGAGUACUAAAUGAAAAAAGCCCUUGACACGUAUCAAAAA